Molecule: messenger RNA, 2587 nt
Organism: Dipodomys spectabilis (banner-tailed kangaroo rat)
Lineage: Eukaryota; Metazoa; Chordata; Mammalia; Rodentia; Heteromyidae
Product: zinc finger protein 709-like
Exons: 7
Coding region: 365-2587 (740 amino acids)
Biological process (GO): regulation of cytokine production; negative regulation of transcription by RNA polymerase II; regulation of immune system process
Source: RefSeq, a predicted model, not a curated record
AAAAAGAUUUGUGGUAAAUACAGUAGCAACAAAAGCAUAUAGAUCAAGCUGGGCAUAGUGACUCACAUCUAUAAUCUCAGUUCUGGGGAGGCUGAGAUAAGAGGAUCAAGAGUUAGAGGCCAGCCUAUGCUACAUAGCAAGGCCCUGUCUUAAUCCAUCAAACCAAAAUGCCAUUGGUUGCAUGUGUCCUUGGUACUGCUGCUCUAGGAGGAAGUAAAUGCGGCUGGAGGUGAGAAUCCUCACCAUUGGAUUCUUUCCUCCUAGGCUGUGUGCAGUGGGCGCAGCGCAGUAUGUGAACUCAGUGUGAAUAGAAUUGUGAAUCUUCUGUGUUCCACGGAAAUCACUUUCCUGGAACCUGUCUGCCAUGUUUCAGGAUUCGGUGCUCUUUGAAGAUGUGGUGGUGAACUUCACACUGGAGGAAUGGGCUUUGCUUGAUUCUGCCCAGAAAAAUCUCUAUGGAGAGGUCGUGGGUGAAAUCUUUAUGAACCUGGUCUCUAUAGGGGAAAAUUGGGACCAGAAGAUUGAAGAUUGGUACAGAAAUCAGGGGAGAAAUUUAAGCAUUCAUAUUGCCGAGACACUCUGCGAAAGCGAAGAAGGUGCUGAGUGUACGGAGCGCGCCAGCCGGAUCGCAGAUGAUUUGAAGAAGAGCAGUCUUCCGGGGGCAGCAGCCCGUGGAUGUAGCAUGUGUGGAACCGUCUUCAAGCCUCCAUCAGCCCUGAGAGGUCCCGUGAGCUCUCCCCCGCGGCAGGAACCCCAGGAAGAUCAGGAAUAUACAGAAGAGCCCAAUCGAUGCGCACAGUGUGAGAACACCUUAAAUUAUUACUACCCUUUCCAGCUCGAUGACAGGAGUCCCAUUGGAGACAAGGCCUAUGAACGCGCCAAGCGUGAAGAAGCCUUCCUCUCCCUCACUAGCCUUGAGGAAUACGUGAUCACGCAUGCUGGCAGCGGGCCACAUAAGUGUAACGUGUGCGGAAAGGGCUUGCAGUAUCCCAGCUCCCUUAGAAUCCACGAAAGGAUUCACACGGGCGAGAAGCCGUACCAGUGUGAGCAGUGUGGGAAAGCCUUCAAUUGCUUAGGCUCGGUUCGAAGACAUCAGAGGACCCACACGGGGGAGAAGCCGUAUGAUUGCAAGGAGUGCGGGAAGGCCUUCCGCUCACUCUCGGGCCUUCGGGGUCACAUGAUCAAGCACACUGGAGGCGGGCCUUAUAAAUGUAAGGAGUGCGGGAAAGUCUUCAACUCGCCCAGCGCCCUUACGAAACACGGGAGAACACACACCGGAGAGAAGCCUUUCUCCUGCACGUACUGUGGCAAAGCCUUCAUCUGUUCCACUGCCGUUCGGAAACACGAAAGGACUCACACCGGAGAGAAGCCCUAUGAAUGUAAGGAGUGUGGGAAAGCCUUCAUUUCUCACUCAGGCCUUCAAGGACACAUGAUACGGCACACGGGCGAGGGGCCUUAUAAAUGUAAGUUUUGUGGGAAGGCCUUUGGCUCUCCCAGCGCAGUUCUAAGGCACGAAAGCGCUCACGUUGUGGACACAGUGGUCUUUGAGGACGUGGCCAUGAACUUCACCCAGGAGGAGUGGGUUCUGCUGCAAUCACGCGGGGAAAGCCCUGUCAGUGCGGGGAAUGCGGAGAACCUUCCGCCACGCAGCUGCUUUCGAAACCACGAAAGAACCCACUCAGGAGAGAAACGCUGUGAAGGUAAGCAGUGUGGCAAAGCGGCCAGGUAUUCCCAGACGUUCCAAAUCCACGAAAGGACUCCCACGGGAGAAAAACCCUACCAGUGCCCGCAGUGUGGAAAGGCCCUCAGCCGUCCCACAGCCUUCCCACGUCAGGAACGGAGCCACGCUGGCGAUAAACCGUAUCAGUGUCGGAAAUGUGGCAAAGCCUUCAGUUUUCCUAGUUCUUUUAGAAAACACGAGCGGAUUCACACCGGAGAGAAACCUUCCGAUGCACGGGCGUGCAGCAAAGCCUUCGAUUGUCCCAGUUCCUUUCAGAUCCACGAGAGAACGCACACGGGCGAGAAGCCGUACGCGUGUAAGCAGUGUGGGAAAGCCUUCAGUCGCUCCAGUUCCAUCAGGAUCCACGAGCGGACCCACACGGAGGAAAAGCUGUACGGAUGUAAGCAGUGUGGGAAAGCCUUCAGUCGCUCCAGUUCCAUCGGGAUCCACGAGCGGACCCUCACGGGGGAAAAGCUGUACGGAUGUAAGCAGUGUGGGAAAGCCUUCAGUUGCUCCAGUGCUGUGCGCAUGCACAAGUGGACCCACGCAGAACAGAAGCCUUAUGAGUGUCAGCAGUGUGGAAAGGCCUUCACACGUUCCCGAUCCUUCCAGAUCCACGCAAGAACUCAUACCGGAGAGAAACCCAAUGAGUGUCAGCAGUGUGGAAAGGCCUUCACACCUGCCCGUGCCUUUCGAAUACACGGACGACCUCACGCUGGGCAGGAACGGAACACACACAGCCUGAGCUGUUACACGGUUCCCCAGGCAGCAGACGUGAAGUGGAAGCUGACCAUCCCACAGAAGCCUGGAUGUGGCGAGCACGUGGCCAUUGUUCGCUGCACAGAUUUCAAGGUUCUUGAUGCCUGA